Pteronotus mesoamericanus is the source of this 1456-nucleotide messenger RNA. It is a transcript of the gene NSMCE3, whose product is annotated as NSE3 homolog, SMC5-SMC6 complex component. The record is from RefSeq and is a predicted model, not a curated record. The coding region runs from base 78 to 959 and encodes 293 amino acids. Gene Ontology annotation, cellular component: nucleus. Gene Ontology annotation, biological process: negative regulation of transcription by RNA polymerase II. The transcript has a single exon. Lineage: Eukaryota; Metazoa; Chordata; Mammalia; Chiroptera; Mormoopidae.
UCUGGUUGCCGCUGCCCGUUACUGGGAGCUUCUCGCUCGGCCGCUGAAGUCCGCGCCGGGCUUCCACCGCCGGCGACAUGUUGCAGAAGUCGCGGAGCCGGGGCCGCCCCAGCUCCCAUGCCGACCGGGACUGGAGCCGCGGCGGAGAUAACCGGGCUGCGAGGAGCGGCGUGACUGAAGAGGCCCCGAGCACCUCUCGCGGGGCGGGCGGCUCACAGGAGCCCCGCGGCUCCUCGUCGCAGGGCGCCCGCCGGGCCGAGGCUGCCCCCGCGGUGGAGCCCAGGUCCCAGCAGCAGCUGGAGCUGAAGGUGGCGGAGCUGGUGCAGUUCUUGCUGAUCAAAGACCAGAAGAAGAUCCCCAUCAAGCGGACCGACAUCAUGAAGCACGUCGUCGGGGACUACAAGGACGUGUUCUCGAAGCUCCUCAGACUGGCCGCCGAGCGCCUCGAGUACGUGUUCGGGUACAAGUUGGUGGAACUGGAGCCCAAGAGCAACAGCUACAUCCUGAUCAACACCCUGGAGCCCGUGGAGGAGGACGCCGAGGUGCGGGGCGACCAGGGCACGCCCACCACCGGCCUGCUCAUGAUCGUUUUGGGGCUCAUCUUCAUGAAGGGCAACACCGUCAAGGAGACGGAAGUCUGGGACUUCCUGCGUCGCCUCGGGGUGUACCCCACAAAGAAGCACCUAAUUUUCGGAGACCCAAAGAAACUCAUUACCGAAGAGUUUGUGCGGCAGCGUUACCUGGAGUACCGGCGGAUACCCCACACGGAUCCGGUGGACUACGAGCUGCAGUGGGGCCCGCGGACCAACCUGGAGACCAGCAAGAUGAAAGUGCUCAAGUUCGUGGCCAAGGUCCAUAACCAGGACCCCAAGGACUGGCCGGCCCAGUACUGCGAGGCUUUGGCAGAUGAGGAGGACCGGGCCAGACCUCUGGCCAGUGCCCCGGCCGCCUCUUCUUGAAGUCUUAGGUUUGGGGGUUGGGGGUCCCGGGGGCAGGCGUCCAAGUGCACGGGCUUCGAGGGUUGUCGGUUGGAGGGAGCAUAUUUCUGUAACACGUACAUCUGUGUAGCUUUCGGACUUGUUUGCAAACUUUGGUGUUUGGGGUUUUUUUUACUGUUAAAAGGUAUUUGGUUUCCAAUUUUCAUUUUUAAAUAUACGAGGAGAGGCUUUAUUUUGUUUUACUGCCUGUGGGUUUUUUUUCUUGUGUGUGUAAAACCUUGGCUAGCUUUAUACAACUAAUUGGAAAACUUUGUACCGAGAUCUGGAACAAAGGACACAGUGAAGUGUUUUGGUGCCAAGAAAAUAAAAACAAAAUGGCUAUUACAUGGCUUCUUAACUACCCCAGUUUGUAAGGAAAAAUAAAAACCUUUAUAAAUUAAAAAAUAUAUAAUUGUUCAUAUCCUUUUUUGCUUUAACAGCUAUUUUAUAUUUUGUUUAUGUAUAUAAGCAUUAUACAU